CCCGACUCCCCCGCGGCCACUGGCGGACCCCUCCAGAUGGCAUCGCCCGACCGCGUCAACCAGCGCCGCGAAAACACCCUCUUCACCACCCUGCGAACCCCCGGAGCCUCGGUAGACGGCCUCGCCUCGCCCGUCCACGACAAGAUCAGCCAGUUCAACAGCAUGAGUAUGCAGUCGCGGCAGCUGGAGCGCAAGACGGCCGACGCGGCGCUCAAGCGCGCCAUGCUGGGCCGCGAGGAGGCCGAGGCCGAGAUGCGGCGCCUCAAGGACGAGGCCAGGGACUUGAGGCAGGAGAUUGAGGAGGGCAAGGAGCGCGAGAGGAGGGUGGGCGAGCGGUUGGAAACUGUCAUGGAAAACUAUGGCCGCGCAAAGGAGACACACGCACACACGCAGGCUCUGUGGGAGAAGGAAAUCAGGCGCGCCAGAAAGGAAAACUUCAAGGCGCAAUCUACCAUUGUCAAACUCCAGGAAGACCUCAAAAACACGAGGGCAGCAACGAAGCUACUGGUCGAACAGUCACUAGAGCAGGAGAGAGAAAAGGGUCGUGCUCGAGAUGCGGAACUGUUUGAAGUGAAAUACCAGGCCAACAGCCUCCAGGACCAGCUCGAGCAAGCAUUCGAGCGCCUCAAGCUGGUCGAGCAGGAGCGCGAUGCCUACAAGGUCGCCGCCAAGAACGAAGAGGUUGCCCGUCUCGCCGCAGAGGGUCGCAUUCCCCUGCCUGCCGAGCAAUCAGACGACGAGUUUGCGUCUCCGCCCAGGAAGCGCAGGCUGGCAUCGACGAUCCGGUGCAGGGAUCCUCGCGUCUCGCUUUCGACAAUGGAGGUCGUCUCGUCGGCCGCCAGCGAGCUAGAGAUUGAGCAGCUCACCGAGCAGCUGCAGUGGGAGAGGCAGAGAGCCGACCGAGCUCAGGAGAUGAUUGAGUUUAUGCAGGCUGAGUGCCAGAUGCACUGCUGCCCCUGUUCCAAGUCAAAGCGUCGGACUAGCAUGCUGGCCCAGCAGCUCCCUCGAGCGACCCCCGAACGCAAGAAGGCUUCUGCAGAGGCGUCCAUCCCGGAAGAGAAGCGCGAAGCUUCCGCUGAGCCGCUUCCGUCGCCCGUGCAGCAGCAGGAGCUGAAGCCGGGCAAGGUGAGGAAGGGCGCCAGGCGGAGCACCGUCUUCUACCCCCAGGAGGGCGUCUUCCGCACGGUAUCGGAGCAGGAGGCCAUCGAGCUGGAAGCCCAGCGCAAGGCCGAGAUUGUCAUUGAGGCCCACGAGGAGCCGGAACCGGAGAUGCCUUCUUCUCCGGCAGACCGCAAAGAGGCACAUCAACGUACGUUUGCGAAAACACCAUCCGUCGAGCCUUCAGUCUAUGAUUUUCCCCCGGGGAAAUCAUCGCUCAUGUCGCUCAUCAAUGCCCCGCGAAUAGACCCUCAAGCUGACUCUCUGCCAAACUUGCGUAGCAUCCCGCCGUUCCCUGACAACACCAAAGUCGCUCAGGAGGGAGCACGAGCUUCUGCCAAGUCUGUCUACACAGUAACCAAAACAACCACGGUCCCAGUCCGAGACGAGCGAUCCACCAGCUCGUCGUUCAACCAGCGGAUGCGAACCGCGUCCAACAGCAGCGCUGCGAGCUUCGACACGACCGAUCCGGCCAUGACGCCCACCAUGAGCCGCGAAGAAGCACUGGCGCAGAUUCGCGAGAGGAGAGGCCGUGCUAGGAGUGCGACCAGGGGAGCGGCUACACCACUGAGCCGGCCAACAUCUGGCCUGGGGAGACGAGAUAUCAGCGGCCCGGUGGGCAGAGUUGGGAGCCGAUCCAGA
Molecule: messenger RNA, 1800 nt
Organism: Trichoderma reesei QM6a
Lineage: Eukaryota; Fungi; Ascomycota; Sordariomycetes; Hypocreales; Hypocreaceae
Exons: 4
Source: RefSeq, a predicted model, not a curated record